This is a messenger RNA of Manduca sexta (tobacco hornworm), 5364 nucleotides long. RefSeq names its product homeobox protein cut (gene cut). The transcript has 10 exons. Bases 622 to 4713 code for a protein of 1363 amino acids. The record is from RefSeq and is a predicted model, not a curated record. NCBI's taxonomy places the organism in Eukaryota, Metazoa, Arthropoda, Insecta, Lepidoptera, Sphingidae. Gene Ontology annotation, molecular function: DNA binding; DNA-binding transcription factor activity, RNA polymerase II-specific. Gene Ontology annotation, biological process: regulation of DNA-templated transcription.
UCCGAAGGAUCGCACUGCAGUCGUGUGUCGCGACUACGACGCGCGCCCGUCGCCACGCCGCGCGCCGCCACUCUCGCCUUACGUAAUAAAUAAUCGGAUCGAAACCGCUCAUCCGAUAAUCGAUCGUGUAUCGUGAACUGUCAAUAAUCGUGACCGUUUCCGAUUGUUUUUUUCCGGUUUUUAUUUUUUUUUUCUUUCACCCGGCGACAACAGUGAACUCGACUUGUGCUGUGAAAUGUUUUUGUUUUGUUUUGCCGACGAACUUGAAAGAUUAUUUUUGGGCGUAGCUGACUGUGUACGGCAUUAGUACUAACGUUAUUGUCACGUUGUGUUUGUGAUUUUGAACGUAAUAUUUUUUUUCUGAAGACUACGUCCAUGUGUUUUGACUAGAGUGAUGUGAAUUUGUGAUGUCUCUCGUCUGACACGAACAAAACACGCGAACGCGAAAAGAACAAUCGAUUUGGAAUGACACUGGCUGGUGAGGAAUAGAAUCGAUUUGAAUUUGAAGAACUGGCUGAUUUUCGAAAUUAAAAAAAAGAAUGUGUUCCAUUUUGGGGUGUGUGUGCGGUUCGCGCGGGUGACGUCGCCAGUAUGAGCCGGCAGUGAGCGCGGCUCGGACGGAUGCACCCGACGGGCGCGGCCAGCCUGCCCGCCGCACCCGAGGCGGAGGUGCAAGCUAUGCACUCCAUGGACUGGCUCUUCAAGAAGGAGAGGAUAUAUUUACUUGCGCAGUUUUGGCAACAGAGAGCCACACUGGCCGAAAAAGAAGUCACAACAUUAAAAGAACAACUGGCAACCACCAGUCCCACACCACUACAGGCCACCGUGCCACCGAAAACCAAUGGCUCACACAUAGAACCCACAAGGGACCAAGCUACAGAAACUAGGAUAGACACCUAUAGUCCAGAGAUAAAAGAAGAGAAGAGACAUUCGCCAGGCAUUGAUGAGGAAGUAGAACAGAAGAUGGAAAUGGCUGCGACUGGCAGAAGUAACAGUAACUCUUCCAGAAGUAGUCCGGUGGUGCAGGGUGGUAAUCUGGAGAACGAACUCGUUGCUAAGGAGAAAGAGAUUGCUCAAUUAGUGGAAGACGUGAGACGGCUUCAAGCGUCGCUUUCAGCGCUGCAGGAGGCGCACGCGCAGCAGCUUCAACGGCUGGAGGAGCGGCUGGACGAGAAGAAGCAGCACAUCGCGAGGCUCGAGGCCAGGCUUGACACGCAGCGGGAUUACGAUGACAUUAAACGGGAGAUCAACAUGCUCCGCGCGCUAGACCUGGGCGCGGGCGAGAGGUCUCUGGAGCGCAAGCCCGACCCUCUGAGGUCGCCGGCCGCACCCGUCCGCGAGGAGAGAAACUCCGCCGAGCGGGAGCGCAGCACCGAGCGACGGGAUACAGGUGGCGAGGAAUGGCCGAGCACGCCCCCACCGCUCAACAACAACACCACGCACCACAAUAACAACGGGCCGGUGUCGCUGCCGCUGCCGCCGCCGAGCCCCUUCCGCUUCGAGGAGCACCGCCCGUACCGGUUCGCGGAGGACAUGGGCCCGCUGCCGCCCGGCGCGCUCGUCGGCCGCCUCGGCGACUCGCUCAUACCGAAGGGGGACCCGAUGGAGGCGAGGCUGCAAGAGAUGCUCAGAUACAACAUGGACAAAUACGCGAACAGCAAUCUGGACACGUUGCAUAUAAGCCGGAAAGUGCGGGAGUUGCUCUCCGUGCACAACAUCGGGCAGAGGCUGUUCGCGAAGUACGUGCUGGGGCUGUCGCAAGGCACGGUGUCCGAGCUGCUGUCGAAGCCGAAACCCUGGGACAAGUUGACGGAGAAGGGGCGCGACUCGUACAGGAAAAUGCACGCGUGGGCGUGCGACGAGGCCGCCAUCAUGCUCCUCAAGUCACUGAUCCCUAAAAAAGUCUCGUCCUUUCCAGUUGGUACUAAAGAUGGUACACCAGGUCCAGGUUUUGGCAGACCAGACGGCGAGGGUGACGAGCGACUCGCCCACAUACUGAACGAAGCUUCGCAUCUUAUGAAGACUCCUGGCCAGCCUACCAAUGAUGAUUCCAGGAGUAAUGAGGACUCCAGCUCCCCGAGGACGCAGUGUCCGUCGCCGUUCUCGAAUAAGGACUCGAGUCAAAACCGAAGGCUGAAGAAGUACGAAAACGACGACAUUCCCCAAGAGAAAGUGGUACGCAUCUAUCAAGAAGAGCUGGCCAAGAUCAUGACCAGGCGGGUGGAGGAUAUGCGCCACAGUCGCGAGGGUUUCCCUGGUAUGUUCCCACCAUUUUUCAGCGGAGGGAUGCCGCCGCACAUGGAGAGACCUCCCGAGGACAUCCGCAUGGCCCUGGAGGCGUAUCACCGCGAGCUGGCCAAGAUCCAGCCCGGCAGCAACAUCCCCAACCUGCACAACUUGCCAGGCAUGCCGCCGUUCCCGAACAUCCUCGCGCUGCAACAACAAGCCAUGCAGCAAGCCCAGAACCAACACAUGAACGGCUCUGGGGCCAUCCAGGACCUGUCCCUGCCUAAAGACAAGAAUGCCAAAAUGAACGGAAUGACUGAUAGCGAUAAGGAUAAACCGUUGGACGCUGAGGAGGCAAUACGGCACGCGGGCAGUGCGUUCUCGUUGGUCAGGCCGAAACUCGAACCUGGACAACAGUCGACAGGCUCCUCCGCGUCCAGCCCGUUAGGAAAUGCAAUCUUGCCACCGGCUAUUACGCCGAACGACGAUUUUAGCAGUUCAGCAGCAGCGAGCCCACUGCAGCGAAUGGCUUCCAUCACCAAUAGUCUUAUCUCCCAGCCCAAUAACCCUCCUCAUCAUCCUCCACCACAGAGAUCCAUGAAGGCGGUCUUGCCACCCAUCACGCAACAGCAGUUUGACCUCUUCAACAAUUUAAAUACUGAGGAAAUAGUUCGAAGAGUUAAAGAGGCGUUGAGUCAAUACUCUAUUAGUCAACGAUUGUUUGGGGAGUCAGUAUUAGGGCUGUCUCAGGGGUCUGUGAGUGAUCUGCUGGCGAGGCCGAAGCCAUGGCACAUGCUAACGCAGAAAGGUCGGGAGCCAUUCAUCCGGAUGAAGAUGUUCCUGGAAGACGACAACGCUGUACACAAGCUUGUCGCGUCGCAGUACAAGAUUGCGCCGGAGAAGCUCAUGAGGACUGGAAACUACAGCGGAGCACCUCCAUGUCCGCCAAACAUGACCAAGCCGAUGCCGCCGACGCAGAAAAUGAUCUCAGACGCCACUUCUCUGCUAAGCAAGAUGCAGCAAGAGCAGCUGCUGGGCCCCGGCCAUUUGGGUCACUUAGGGCAGCCCACGCCGCUGCUACUAACUCCUCCGGGCUUCCCUCCGCACCACGCAGUGACCCUCCCUCCACAGCACCACGACAAUAACAACAAGGAGAGGAAGCCCCCACCCCCUCCGCAGCCGCACCACCAGCCGCCUGUCAUGCGCAACCUGCAUCAGCACAUAUCGCCCAGUGUCUACGAAAUGGCCGCACUGACGCAAGAUCUCGACACCCAAACCAUUACCACGAAAAUUAAAGAAGCCCUCUUAGCCAAUAAUAUAGGACAGAAAAUCUUUGGAGAAGCCGUACUCGGUCUUUCCCAAGGAUCCGUUAGUGAGUUGUUAUCGAAACCGAAGCCUUGGCAUAUGCUUAGCAUCAAAGGCCGGGAACCUUUCAUCAGGAUGCAGUUAUGGUUAAGCGAUGCGCACAAUAUCGACCGUCUUCAAGCGCUAAAAAAUGAGAGACGAGAGGCCAACAAACGGCGAAGAUCUAGCGGCCCCGGACAAGACAACUCCUCAGAUACGUCGUCUAACGAUACUUCGGAGUUCUACCACUCAAGUUCACCAGGCCCCACCACAGGAGCGCCAUGCGCAAAAAAACAACGAGUUCUUUUCUCUGAGGAACAAAAAGAGGCAUUAAGACUGGCGUUCGCAUUGGACCCUUACCCAAAUAUGCCCACGAUAGAAUUCCUCGCCGCCGAACUUGGCUUGUCGACGCGAACCAUAACCAACUGGUUCCACAAUCAUCGAAUGAGGCUUAAACAGCAAGCGCCUCAUGGUCUUCCCGCUGAGCCACCGGCGAGGGACCAGUCAUCGGCGCCCUUCGACCCAGUCCAGUUCCGUCUGCUCUUGAACCAGAGAUUGCUGGAACUACAAAAGGAGAGAAUGGGCCUAGCCGGUGUGCCGUUACCGUAUCCCCCUUACUUUGCCGCCAACUCGAAUUUAGCAGCCCUUAUCGGCCGUGGUCUCAUCCCUCCUGAAGAAGGAGGGAAGGACCAAGCCAGUGGACUCGAUUUGACAAUGCCGUUGAAACGCGAGCCUGAUGGAGAUGAUUUUGAAGAUGAUGACGUAGAGAGUAACCUCGGAUCAGAGGACUCAAUGGAUGAUGAAUCAAAGACUGAGCCGAAAGCGGCGUCCACGCCCCAGGGGCGGUCAAAUAGGCGAAAACCGGCGGCGCCGCAGUGGGUGAACCCCGACUGGCAGGACGAGAAGCCUCGCAACCCCGACGAGAUCAUCAUCAACGGCGUGUGCGUGAUGCGGAGCGACGACUUCAGGAGAGAGUCGGAGGAGACGGUGCGCGUGGAGCCGUCGCCGGUGCCGCGCGACUCGUCGCCCGCGCCGCGCACGCCGCAGACGCCGCACACGCCGCGCCCGCCGCACACGCCCGACGACGUCAUCCCCGAGGACAAAAUCAAAUCUGAGAACGAUGACGACCGGUGGGAGUAUUAAGACUUUACUGACAUUUAAUGUGUGACAGAAACCAGUGGAUUUUCAUACGGGACAUAUUUAUUAAAGUGAUAAAUUAGACGUUCAGUGCAAAUACUAUAUGAAUGUAGUUAGUGUUAUAUUCGAUUGUAAGGCCAAAGACUUUGUAAAUAAAUAUUAUCCUCUGUUAGUGUCCUCUGUCUGAACGUGGGACGACAAAACUUGCGAUACAAAAAGAUGCAUUUGCUUUAAUUUUUUUUUUCUUGUACGUAGUAGUACCCUGAACAGGUACAAAUAUCAGAGUAUUAAGUUAUACGGCUUUUUAAAUGUAAAUAAGUGUAAUACCAAAUUUGUCGAAUAUGAACCGUUUGUAUAUAUAUUUAGGGUUUUCUUUUAUGUAAAAUAUAAGCUGGUAACUUAGCCGUCAUUUAAUUGUUAAUAGAAAAAGUUUUAAAAGUGCAAUCAGAUGUUAGUGUAAGCUAAGUUCUAAUGAACUCCAGUUAAAAGUAUUAUUAUGUUUAUAAAUUAAAACCGGAGAGGUUUAAAAUAUUACGAUUGGGUUGAGUAAGUUUUUUACUUUUUAAAUUAUGUUUUUAUCUAUGUUUAUGUGCGGGACCGCUCAAGCUUGUCUCUUUUUGGACAGCAACUUCAAGUUAGUUUCCAUAGACAAUAUAA